Molecule: messenger RNA, 840 nt
Organism: Xyrauchen texanus (razorback sucker)
Lineage: Eukaryota; Metazoa; Chordata; Actinopteri; Cypriniformes; Catostomidae
Product: protein zntC-like
Exons: 4
Coding region: 117-443 (108 amino acids)
Source: RefSeq, a predicted model, not a curated record
UAGUAUGAUUGGUGAAUUCGCUCACCUGGGUGCGGCUGUUACACCUGAAAAACACAGAUGUUGAGGAUUUCCUGCAGUAGGAAAGUCGAUCAGAUUAAAGAUAGAACUGGUUCAUCAUGGACUUGGAUCUGAGUGCAGCGGCCGGAGAUGAUGAGAUGAAGAAGGCGGAGGGGCAAGAGGUGGAGGGAAUAUUUGGCUUUGGAAAAAAAGAUGACAAAGAAAAGGAGAAAGAAAAAGAUAAAAACAAAGAUUGCCAGGAUAAGGACAAGAGUGAUUGCAAAGAUAAAGACAAAGACAAGAGCAAGGACAAAUGCAAAGACAAGGACAAGAAGAAAGAUAAAGAACACAAGAAGGGACACGGACACGGACACGGUCACGGACACGGACACGGACAUGGACGUGGACGCAGGUCCUCCUCUUCCUCCAGCAGCGAUGAGGAAUAAACCGGGACACGGAGACGCUGUUACGAGGGCUGUCAAAAGUGCAAUUGCACGUGUGUGUGUUUGUUUGAUUUAAAUGUUUUGUGACACACUAAAAUGGAAAAAUAAACUUUCGUGUUAGCUUUUGGGUGAACGAGUGAACGCCAAACCACACUGAAAUGCAACUGUACAGCGAGGACGUAUAUUAUGAAGGGGACAUUUGUUUAGACAUUUUGGGCAUGUUACCUUUAUCUUUGCUGUGUGUUUUGUUUCAUAACUGUUUGACGUGCAUUUAGAUGUUUCUAAAAUGCCAUUAAAUACCCUGUAAUACAUUUUAGAUGCAUAACUCGUAUUACAAACCAAUUCUGUUCUUCUCAAAUGUGUCAAUAAACAUGUGACAACUUACCCCAUACAGGCAAAA